AAUUCAAACUAUAUCUCCUAAAGAAAUUUUUACAAGAGGAAUCCAACGUGCUCCACGACCAACCAGUGGUAAAGUUUAUUAUGAACUCAGCCAACCAUUGAGGAUACCUAUCUAUGUAUAUUGUCAGCAUAGUGUCAGCAUGUGUACGUGUGUGUAUAUAUCUCUCUUGUAUUCCCAAACUCAUAGCUCGUAAAAAAUUAAAUUGAAACUUGGAUAGUUUAGACAGACACCACCACCACCACCAUUGAUGGCCACCCGUGUUGUCUCUCCCAAACUCCUCCACAACCUCCGGUACUUCACCAGACCUUUGAACUCUGCUCCACCUUCAAUCACCGCCGUCUCCCCGCUAAACCUCCACGAACCACCUCCACCACCACCCACCACCACUACUGCCACCUCCACCGACUCAAUUCUCAAUCUGGACGAUGUCAAGGAGCUCUUCUCCUCCCUUUCCACCGCCAAGCUGCUCCGAUCAUCGGCCAACCUUCACGCGGUGGCGAUGGAGCAGACGGUGGAUGUGGGCACGUGGGUCAUGAACUCCGGGCUCAUGGACAUGGCUGUGCUGCGUGAGAUCGUUCUCGGGACUCUGAAACAUACCCUUUGUGAGCAUUUCUGUGCGGGUCAGAGUCCGGAGGAGGCGGGUCGGACUGUCCUGAAGCUUCGGGAGGCUGGUCUGAGAGGGAUGUUGGAUUACGGGUCGGAGCACUCAACGGAUAUGGAGUCAUGUGAUCGGAAUUUGGAGGUGUUUGUUCGGACGGUUGAAUCAACCAAGUCACUCCCACCAUCUUCUGUUAGCUUUGUGGUAGUGAAGAUCACUGCAAUUUGUCUUCCUAGUCUGCUCAAGAGAGUGAGUGAUCUACUGAGAUGGGAAUACAAAGACAACUCUUUCAGUCUUCCAUGGAAGCUCAGAACUCUCCCAAUUUUCUCCGAUUCGAGCCCUCUUUAUCACACACCUCAAAAACCAGAUCCUCUAACCCCACAAGAAGAGCAAGAUCUCAACUUAGCUCAUCAAAGACUACUCAAAAUUUGUCAAAUGUGCCAAGAAGCCAAUGUGCCCUUAAUGGUCGACGCAGAGGACACAUCGAUUCAACCUGCCAUCGACUACUUCACAUACUCUGCCGCGAUCACCCACAACAAAGAUGACAACCCGAUCGUUUUCGGGACAGUUCAGGCUUACCUGAAAGAUGCAAAAGAGAGAUUGUCACAAACCACAAAAGCUGCAGAGAGAAUAGGAGUACCUAUGGGGUUUAAGUUGGUCAGGGGAGCUUAUAUGUCUAGCGAAAGGCGGUUAGCUGCUACUCUGGGUGUUGAGUCUCCCAUUCACGACGGCAUUCAAGAAACGCACGCGUGCUACAAUGGCUGCGCCUCUUUCAUGCUCGAGAAGGUCACGAAUGGCUCGAGUUCAGUAGUUCUUGCAACCCACAAUGUUGAAUCAGGGAAAUUGGCAGCAGCAAAAGCAGUAGAUUUAGGUAUUGGAAAGGAAAAUCAGAAGCUGCAAUUUGCUCAACUCUAUGGAAUGGCAGAAGGGCUUUCUUUUGGUUUGAGAAAUGCAGGUUUUCAAGUUAGCAAAUACUUGCCAUUUGCACCUCUGGACCAAAUUCUGCCUUACCUUCUGAGGAGAGCUGAAGAGAACAGAGGACUCUUGUCUGCUUCAACCAUUGACAGACAACUCAUAAGGAAGGAGUUGAAGAGAAGACUAAAAGCUACAAUUCUCUAAGGUCAGAAAUUAGAGAAAACAAAAUUAACUACCAGAUGAAGACGAUAAAUAGAAAUUGUACCUACUAAAUAAGACAAAAGUCUUUGUGUUAUGUCAGUUAUUUUAGUGGACCACAUUUUCAGAUAUUUUUCCUUGGAAUGUAAUAUCAUAUUAAAUUAUUCCAUCCAUGAUUAUCCAAAAUCGGAAAUAUUUCAGUCUCACGAAAUUUCUUCGUUUCGCGAAGUUAGUUAUAAUGUAAAAA
Messenger RNA from Cornus florida, 1958 nucleotides. Its product is annotated as proline dehydrogenase 1, mitochondrial-like. The coding region runs from base 248 to 1717 and encodes 489 amino acids. Gene Ontology annotation, cellular component: mitochondrion. Gene Ontology annotation, molecular function: FAD binding; proline dehydrogenase activity. Lineage: Eukaryota; Viridiplantae; Streptophyta; Magnoliopsida; Cornales; Cornaceae. The record is from RefSeq and is a predicted model, not a curated record. The transcript has 4 exons.